Messenger RNA from Macroventuria anomochaeta, 2535 nucleotides. Its product is annotated as Metallo-dependent hydrolase. The transcript is spliced from 5 exons. Lineage: Eukaryota; Fungi; Ascomycota; Dothideomycetes; Pleosporales; Didymellaceae. The record is from RefSeq and is a predicted model, not a curated record. Gene Ontology annotation, molecular function: adenosine deaminase activity. The coding region runs from base 52 to 2151 and encodes 699 amino acids. Gene Ontology annotation, biological process: adenosine catabolic process; inosine biosynthetic process.
CGACCGGUAUGAGCGACUGAUAACAUACGCAAUCACACACGUCUUGUCGGUAUGCCCAGCGAAAGUGAGCCGAAACCUUCGAGCGAAUCUGAGGAAUCCCCCGCAUCCUGGUGGUCAAAGUGUAUCUCAACAAUGAAAAGAACCCCGAGUGCCGGGCGUGGCCGCAAGAUCUCGAUCCAGAUCGGAAAGCAAAGGGCCCUUGACAUGGAUCCGGACAAGGAUUUGAAAUCUCGAGAUCUUUUCGAAUCCAAACUUGGAGAUGCUAGCGCGAUUCAGGAGUACGACAAAGCUUACAGUGCGCUAUUGGAAGCAGAAGAGAACGAUGCUUGGGAUCGCAAAGCGAGACCCAAGAGUAAGUCCAGAUCUCUGUCUGACACGAAUGAGAGACGAGCCGCGACAAUUAUCCACGCCAUUCGAGAAUACGAAAGGAGGGUCACGUUCGGUAAUCUGCCAUCAGAGGCAAUUCCAGGCGCUGACACUUUGGACAUGGGUGGGCAAUUUCUGACGAACAAGGAACGUAUUGAUGCGCGAAGUGAGCUGUUUCGUAUAGCCAAACUGGUUCCUAAAGGAGCUCUUCUGCAUCUGCACUUUAAUGCUGAGCUGGAUCCUGACAGGCUUUUGAAAGAAGCACGAGAGAUGGACAACAUGUACAUCCGCAGUAUUCUGCCCUUGGACAACACCAAAGCCUAUGCUGAGACAGAGAUGGUCUUUAGCGUCUUGGAUCCGAACGAUAUCAACACAGACGUCGACAUAUUCUCGUCUGGCUAUACUGGUAGGGCAGACAACUGGAAAAAGCCCGAGAUGCAAAAAGAGAUCUGGAUGAAGUGGUCGGCCUUCAAAUCUAAGUACAACGAGAAGUUUCCGGGAGGAGACAGGCAAGCGCCAACCCCAAUCGAUACUAAGAAGCCUGUCCGCAUAUGUGAUGAUGAGCCGGCUACAAUUGAGUUGGAUCCUGCUGAGACCUGGCUCAAGUCUAAGAUGAUACUCAGCCAAGAAGAAGCCUACGGACAGACUCAAACCGUGAACGGAGUAUGGGCGCGCUUUAACCAAGCAACAAGAUGUUUCAAGGGUCUCUUGAACUACGAAGAAGUCUACAGGUGGUACAUCGGUGAAGCAAUCGAACAACUGAUCAAAGAAAAGAUAAUGUACGCCGAGCUUCGACCAAUGCUGCUCGAUAAAUUCAUACCCGCCAACAAUGGCAAAGACAAGCUCGACAACGCUACACAAAUGCGUAUGAUCACCGAGGGCGUGGCAGCUAAGCAAGCGCAGAUCGAAGCUGAUCCACAACGUUCGGACGAUGAGUUUCCUUUCGGUCUGAAAAUUGUUUACUGCACGCCUCGCUCAAUACCGAAGAAGAUGAUGCAGGAAGAGAUGAAACAGUGCAUCGAGUUGAAAGAGCAGUUCCCCAACCUGAUCUGCGGAUUCGACUUGGUUGGUGCUGAAGAUCGGCCGAACCAUAUCGGCUUCUACAAAGAAGAGCUUGUCGCUUUCAGAAAGACAUGCGAAACCAAAGGUCUCCACAUCCCUUUCCUAUUUCACGCUGGGGAAACAUUGCUUGAUACAGGCGGCUCCGGAGAUCCAAACAAAUCAAACUUGUUUGCGUCUGUGGCAUUGAAAGCCGAACGCAUCGGCCAUGGCUUUGCGCUGAUGAAACAUCCGCACUUGGUUGAGAAGUUCAAGCGAACACCCACGCAGAAAGGCAUAUGUGUCGAGCUUUGUCCAAUCUCGAAUGAGCUCUUGCAUCUCUGUCGGAAUAUCAAAGAACACCCGUUCCCAGAGCUUUUGGCUGCGGGGGUACCUUGCACGGUCAAUAGCGACAACCCUUCACUGUUCAGGAAUUCGAUGAACCAUGAGUUCUACCAGAUUAUGGUCGGUGCUCCUACAAUGUCACUAUACAGCUGGAAGCAGCUCGCACGCUGGAGCAUUGAGUACAGCUGUCUCAGCUCAGAUCAGAUUAAGAGGGGACUGAGUAUCUUGGAAGAAUCUUGGAGGACAUUUUGCAAAGACAUCGUCGACAGGUACGAUAAGGCACUAAUGGAUGGCGACGAGAUCAAUGACAAGAGAGCGGAACUCUUCUACAGCCACCAGCUGAAGCCCCAGCCAGAGUCCCAAGAAGGACAGGCACAAGAAGGAAUCCCCGAGGAGGAUUGAACAGGCGCCUUUCUUUUCACUUCCACAACAUUCAUGCCAUAUCCACUGCGGGAGCGCGCACCGCAAAACUGCAGCAACGCUCCCAUAUGCCGCGAUGCAGGCGUUGUCUUCACUAUUUCGACCAGCAAGACAGCCCUGCGCGAGGUACAAGUCGAGUCUUCAUGUUCCAGGCUAUCAUUCAAACCAGUUAAUGAUGAGCAGUGGAUCUGGACAUGACCGGAGCAACGGCUAUACAAUACAAUAAUUACCUUGGAACACAUAGCAAGACAACACUUAAAAAGCAAACAGGAUUAGCUUUGGUAGGUAUUUGUGGAAGGAACGAGAGAUGUAUGGGCGAUACCCACUGCGUCGUUUUUAUGAUGUGUAGUUGUUGCUUCGCAAGCC